AUGCAGGACGGCGGCUACGGCGGCUUUUCGACCGGAAGCUAUUCAAGCGCUGGAAGCUUUUCAAGCGCCGGUGGCUAUGCUGGUGGCUAUUCGACCGGCGGCUUCACUGGCGGCUAUGGUGGGUCGUGGACUUCCUGCGAGGAGAUGUAUUGCUAUGGCACUGCGUACCUUGACAAUGGGGAGGUAGACUGGGAUGCGACUUAUGCCGCAAACGUCACCUGUUCAACCUAUGAUAAGGGAUGCCCCUGCAACGAGAAGUGGGAGUUGGCAUGCGAGAGCUAUGGCAUGAAGGUGUGCAUUUCCAAGUCUGAAGGCUGCUACGACCCCUUCGACGUGACCUGCACCGACCAGGAGCAGCUGUGCAAAGACGAGUGGUCCGCGUACUGCUGGGACAAGUCGUGGGGCGGCUGCCCUUUGUACUGCGGGGCUGAGGAGACCUACUGCUACCGCUACAUCUACGAUGCGACAGGCGAGGUCAAUUGGACAGCGCCGAUGACGGAGUUCUGUGGCAACGUCACCACGGGCUGUCCAUGCGAUGCAACAUGGGAGCACAAGUGCACGGACGCGGCGUAUGGGUACAGCUGGUGCAAUCCCAAGUCUUCUCCCUGCCCAAUCACUUGUGGCAUGGAUGAGCAGGUGUGCUACACAACGCCCUACGACAGCGAGGGAUAUCCCGAUUGGACGGCACAGGGAACCCAGUCCUGCCAGAGCCAGUCCAGCACUUGCCCCUGCGAUCCGAACUUUGAGGAGCUGUGCGACACCGAGUGGGGCUCAUACUGCCAGACCAAAGUCUAUGGCAGUUGCCCCAUCAGCUGCAGCGAGGAUCAGAUUUAUUGCUAUGAGACCCCCUACGACCAGUCCGGGAAUAUGGACUGGAAUGGGGUUUGGAAGGAGACAUGUGCCAGCAUCACGGACGGGUGCCCAUGCAACGAGCAGUGGGAGAAGUCCUGCGGCACAGGCUGGUGCAUCCCGAAGUGGGACAGCUGCCCCAUUGAUUGCGGCGAUAACAUCAUGUGCUACCACUACUCGGGCAACCAGAGCUGUGCUACUUCUGCAGGCUGCACUUGUGAGGCUGAUGAGUACAGCUGCCAGGACUCCAUUGGCAAGUAUGAGUGCUACGCGAAGGAGUGGUAUCCGGAUGGCUGCCCCGUGGUUUGCACCGUGGAUCAGCUCUACUGCUCCACGGUAGGAUUUGAUGUGUCCGGCUACAUGACGUGGUCGACCUUUUGCAAGGACAGGACCAGUGAAGAUGAUUGGGACUGCCCGGUGGAGUGCGACACGACAAGUGCCAAGAAGUGUGGCACUGGCAUGAACGCUUACUGCAUCUCCAGCAGCGACGAGUGCCCUGCCGAAUGUACUUCGCAAGAGCAGUUGUGCUGGGUCGCAGACUAUGAUGCUCAAGGUUCCUACGUCACUGGCUCUGACCGUUGCGCUCCAGCAGAUCAGGAGUGCCCUUGUGGAGCCAACUCCGUCAAAUGCAGCAUGGAUGGCUGGUCCUACUGUGAAUCUACCUACUACGGCUGCCCUGUGAUCUGUGGCGCGGAUGAGAAGUCUUGCUAUCCCGUGUCCUUUACGCCUGAAGGCGAGUAUGCCACUUGGGCUCACGAGCAUAUGCUGGACUGGCAAACCCCGGUGACCGAAAGCUGUGUGGCCAACACAGAGACUUGUCCCUGCGGAGCCAACGCCAAGCCCUGCAAGUGGACGGAUGAGUACGGCUACGAGCUGGAGGAAUGCUUUCCCGACGCCUGGAGUUGUCCAGUAAGUUGCAAAGCGGAGCAGAAGAAGUGCUACAAGACGGACUACAAUGCCACAGGCUACCCGACUAUGUACUCGGAGACAUGUGUGGAUCAGGGAACGAGCUGUCCUUGUGGCACGCACUCGCAGAAGUGCCACGACCCCUACAUGAACGAAGACCUCUGCUAUCCCACCUGGGAUUUCUGGAUGAACACCCGCUACACCUGCCCAGUCUACUGCAAGGACAACGAAGACUACUGCUACGUCCCCAGCUACGAUGCUCAGGGAGACUGGAUCAGCACCAAGGAGACUUGCGUGCCAAGCGGCCAGAAGUGUGACUGCUCACAGGGCCAGAAUGCCUUCGAGUGCACCUUCAGCGACCCGUGGUAUGGCUCCUGGUCCGAAUGUCUCCCGAAGGUCGGUGGCUACUGCCCCGUGACGUGCCCGGAAGGCAAAGUCGCGUGUGACAUGGUGGUCGACUACUUGCCCAACGGCACAUCGUUGGGAUACUUCCAGCCUCCUGAGCAGUGUGCCGACAGCUUCGACAAGUGCCCCUGUGGCAAGGAGGCCGAGCGCUGCAACAUGGUGGGAUGUAGACCGGCCAGCGAGGGAUGCCCCAUUACCUGCACGGCAGAGCAGAAGAAAUGCUACCUCACUGAUUUCAGCGAUGCUGGCAGUCGCAUCAGUGACCGGGAGGUCUGUGUCGCGUCCGAUGCUACUUGCCCCUGCGGCAAGAACACCGCCAAGUGCCCUGGAAGCGACGUUUGCGUGCUCCCCAGCGAGAAAGCCCUGAUCUGUCCUUGCAAGGAGUCGGAAGAGGUGUGCACUGUGCCAAACUACGACACGUACGGCAAGAUCACAGAUUGGGAGACGACCUGCGCCAAGUCCGGCAAGGCUUGCCCCUGCGGCAAGAACACCGUGAGCUGCCCGGAUCCCAACGACGCAGAGAACAACCUCUGCUCUCCAAAGUUCUACCACAAGAAGUGCCCAGUGCCGUGCACGGUCGACCAGAUUCAAGCCGGCAAUGCCACGUGCUUUCAAACCAACCUGGACUCUUCUGGCAACUUCGAGUCGGAGACCGUCACCUGCCUUCCUCCAGGAGAGAAGUGCUCCCCGGGCAAGAACAUGAAGCGCUGCCCCUCGGGGGCGGUGCUUCCAGCCGCUUCGAAGUGCGUAAACUUGUACGGCACUUCCAAUGCAACGGCGGUUGAUGCCACUCAGAAGGAGACCACCACUGUGUACAUCACUCUGACAGGAACAAGCGACAAAGCUGCGGCCAACUCUGACACCUCCAGGAUCAAGCUCAACAGCGCGCUGCAGUUGCCUGCAGACCUGGUGUCCACCAUGUCCAUUGCUACGGCGUCCUCUCGCCGCCUGAGCGGACGACAGCUGGCAGAGGCCAAGCCGAUUCUGGCCUUCACCGUGUCGAACACAGGAAAGAGCUCCGUGUCCCCUUCUGCAGUGGGCGAGCAACUGAAGCAGAUGGUGACCAGCAGCAAUCCGGAGCUGACCAAGGCUGUGAACUCUGUAGGAAGCAUCGACGCGAAGGCCGGUGUCAACGUCGACCAGUCCAGCAAGAAGGUCGUGACCCGGACGCAGACUGCCAAGGACAAGCGAGCUGCGCAGGCUGGCAUUACCACAGUGGCCGCAACAACUUCUAAGGCCCAAACUGCGUCGGCAAGCACAACGAGUUCAACUGCCGGUUCCACUGGCAGCAUACCAGGCAGUGGUCAAGUUGACAGCGGGCAGGCGAGUAAAAAAGUAUCGGCACUGGCGUUGCUUGCAGCACUUGUUGCUGCCUAUGCGUGA
This is a messenger RNA of Effrenium voratum, 3543 nucleotides long. The record is from the annotation of a GenBank genome assembly. Lineage: Eukaryota; Dinophyceae; Suessiales; Symbiodiniaceae.